This is a messenger RNA of Talaromyces marneffei, 450 nucleotides long. RefSeq lists its product as uncharacterized. The transcript is spliced from 5 exons. Gene Ontology annotation, cellular component: cytoplasm. The record is from RefSeq and is a predicted model, not a curated record. Bases 1 to 450 code for a protein of 149 amino acids. Lineage: Eukaryota; Fungi; Ascomycota; Eurotiomycetes; Eurotiales; Trichocomaceae.
AUGUCGAAGCCAUUUGACCCAGAGACGGCGGAGAACUUAGAGGACAUGGAGAAACAGUUCGCUGUUAAAGCUGUCGAACAACUCAUGACAUACUGGUCCAUCCUUGAAAAAGUCCCCGGCUCGAAGUUGCGCCUCACAAAGAUGGACGACGAGAUUCUAGAACACUUCAAGCGCGAAUUCCCCGACUUUGAUCCCGCCGCGACUAUAAACGAAGACGAUAUGAAGAGCAAGGCUGGCAAGGAGAAGUGGAGAAAUUUCAUGAAGGAGUAUGAGAAGACGAUUAGUGAUUAUAACUUUGGGACGAUGUUGAGGUCGAACCCAAAGGCGGAGUAUGACCAGGAGUCGACCAUAUUUGCUAUGCGCAUGCAGUUUUAUGCUAUUGAGAUUGCUAGAAAUCGCGCUGGAUUGAACGAUUGGAUAUACGAGCGGGCUCAAGGCAAGAAGGAGUAA